AUGGCCAAGCGCCCGUCGGACGCGGCGGAGAGCGUGCCGCCGAAGCGCGCGCGCCAGGCGCAGGCGCGGCGUAUCGGCGCUAGUGCUAUUGCGCCGAGCACCUCGGUCCCAGGCCAGCUCGACGUCGAUGCGGCGAUCAAGGCGCGCACGUCGGAGAUUAUUACGCUUUUUCGCGCGAUGAAACACGCGCGCGAGGCGACCAACACGCGUGCGUGGCAGCUGCUGCCCCGCCACCUGCGCCGCCGCGCAGCGUCGCACAAUCUGCUGCGUUUACCGGCGCGCCUGCGCUGGAAGGCGAGCGCCGAGCUGCGCGCGUCCAAUACCGCCGCCAAGACGCGCAGCCAGAUGCGGCGCCGCAUGCCGGAGCGCACGCUCACCGGCUUUGUGCGCCGGCGCAACGACCUCGCACGCCGCGCGGGGCGCACGGACCGGCGCUGGCUCGAGACGCACCUGUGGCACGCCAAGCGAUUCCGCAUGUCCAUCGACAAGCACGCACAGGACGGCGGCCCUGGAUCGUUUGGCUUCUCGCUGGCCGAGUCGCCGCACCACAAGAGCUUCCGUCGGAGCGUGCGCUACACAAGCGACACGGCCAUGCUGCACGAUGCAAGCUACACGUCUGUCUUUCGCCUCACCGCGCAGUCGUCCAGGAAUCAGCCGAUGCAGGCGACACGGCGCCUACAGCUCCUCCUCUUUCUCGCAGGCGCGGCACACGGCUGGGAGGACGUGUGGACGACGGGCGCAAAGGUGUGCGAUACGACACUCUUGCAGCGCCCGACCGGCGAUCGCGCAAACCACGCCACGGCUCUGUACCUGCCGCCCGUUGCUCCGAUCCACGUCUUGUGGGUGCGCCGCAGCGGCGCGGCGCGCGAGUGCCAUGUGUGGGUGCAUCCCGCCGCGGCCGCCGAGACGCACCGCCUCUUGCAGCAGGCACUUGAUGCAGUACGUGCCGAGGUACGCCGCGGCACGCCGCACAAGUGCCCGGUCGAGCAGCGCUGGGACGUCCCGGUCAAGGUCGAGGUGACACAGCUCGCGAGCGCGCCGGACCCCGCGCUGGCUGCCCAGGCGCCCAAUACGCGCCGGGGGCGUGUGCACGGCGUGCAAGCCGCGACCGUGGGAGACGAUGACGGGUACAACCUCUUCCAGGUCAAAGGGAUGGCCGCAGGGCGCGUCCUCGGCGGUGUCCUGCGCCUCGCCGAUGCAUCGAGCCGCGAAGAGGGCGCGCAGCAGGCCUUCUUCCGGCGCAUUGCGUGUCUUCAGGACGGCGUGCCGCCGUCGUACGUCGAGCGAGGAACGGUCGUGUGCGUCGACGUGCUGGAUCCCCGCCUGUCGUUCCCUCCAAAGAAUGCCCCAGGACCCUCGGACGAGCACACGGCGCUCCCAGCGCUCGUACACGACCAUACCCCAGUGAUGACAAGCGCGCGCUUCUUUGCGUACCGCCAGCUGCCGCGGCAUACCAAAGGCGCAAUCGACCAGCGGCGGGCGCGCCAGCUGCCGGGCAAGCGGCUUGCACCGGAAAAGGACGACGACCGCGUCCCAAUCGUGCUGGUCGCCACAAGCGACGGGCCGCUCGACACGGCGGGGUACACGCUUCUGGUACCCCGCGGCUGGGGGCUCGCGUUUUGGCACUCGCUCGUGUACACCGGCUCGCGUGUGCUGGGCCAGGAGCAGUUGCGGCAGCAGAAACUACACGCCGGCCAGCUGAGCUAUCCCCACGACUGGGUCACGAGUGCGGCGUACGCUGCGCUCGAGACGGCCGCGGCUGCGCAGCGCUCCGCGUCGUGGCACCGCCGGCCGCCCGCGAAGCGCGUCAACUUUGCCGAGGGCGAGUCGGCUGCGCCGCAUCCGUUCGGGGGCAUGGCGCGUUGGCGCGAUGCGCUGCAGCAUGGCGCGGUCGACGGCCCUGCGCCGGCGCAGCUCACGGCGGUGCCUGUCCUGGCAUCGUGGCCGCGUCUCUUGGCGGCCUUGCAGAAGGCGCCCGGCCCUGAUAUGUAUACCCGCUAUGUCUCGCUCUGGACACGGCACACGUACGACGGCGGGGUGUCGCGCCUCCCACUCGCACCGGCGAUCAGUACGCUGUGCCAGUCGGUCGUGCCGGUGCUGCUCGUUGCGUGCCGGCGGGGUGCGUUCCACGAGCUGGCGACGCUCCAUCUUCCCCCGACGCUCGAGGCGGCGCACGCGUGGCGCGCGGCGCUGGAUCCGCCGACGCGCCUCAAGGAUGCUGCGCGCGCGGACCUCGAUGCGCUGGAGCGUGCCCCCCCUGCGCCGUACGUCGGUGCGGUGACGACCGGCGACUAUUCCCUUGCCGACGGGCGUGGGCGUGCGAUCGGCAGCAUGAGCCUCCUUGCGUGGCUCGAGCUGGAGCGCCGCGAAGAGGCGCUGCGUGCUGCGGCGGCGCCCAAGGCAUGGGGCCUGCCGAAGCGCAACCCCGCGGCGUCGUGCGUGCUGCUUCGGCGCGUCUUGUAG
Molecule: messenger RNA, 2463 nt
Organism: Malassezia japonica
Lineage: Eukaryota; Fungi; Basidiomycota; Malasseziomycetes; Malasseziales; Malasseziaceae
Product: ribonuclease P
Exons: 2
Coding region: 1-2463 (820 amino acids)
Biological process (GO): tRNA 5'-leader removal
Cellular component (GO): nucleolar ribonuclease P complex; ribonuclease MRP complex
Source: RefSeq, a predicted model, not a curated record